Mycena citricolor is the source of this 4010-nucleotide messenger RNA. Lineage: Eukaryota; Fungi; Basidiomycota; Agaricomycetes; Agaricales; Mycenaceae. The record is from the annotation of a GenBank genome assembly.
CUUCCCUCUCCAGGCUCACCUCCGGAUCCAUGGCACCAAAUAAGGACCCCGAAGUUGCGCGAAUGGACGCGCUGGCAACUAUUCUCUCCCAAAUUGAGACGAGCCCGUUCGACCUGUCUCUACAUGUCCGACACAUACAGCUCACCACGUCCUCCGAGGGUAUGGGAGAAGACGCUCUGGCUGCGAUGGAGUUGCUGAGCUCGUUCUUCGCGGUUAGUGAGGAUAUUUGGAUGGCCCUCAUCUCUGCAAAGGAGAACUCGAUGAGCAUGGACGUGAGGGAGAAUGUGGAAGAAUUGUUGGCGUUAUAUGAGCGCGCUGAGAAUGAUUAUCUGUGUCGGUGCAUUCGACUCUUCAGACGAUAUGCGUCUGACUGCAUACUAGCUAUCUCGAUUCUUUACCGUCAUGCCGAGCUCCUGGUCUCCAAAUACGAACACUACGUUGAAAAUCCCAAAUCUGCCGAGUUGGGGGAUUGCUUCUCAGUUGAAUGGACGAGAGCCGCACUCACUGCAGUGGUGGAGAAGGGCCAAUGGCACCUCAGCCAGAGCCAUCGGCUUUGGAACAUGCUUUGUGAAUGGGAGUUGCAAGUGCUGGAACAGUCAACUGGUUCGAGCAGGUCGUCUGAAGUUUCCCGAAUCGAAGACCUGAUCUUGACGCGAUUGAAGCACCCACAUGCCAAUCUGGAAGACACUUUCCAGAUGUAUUCGAGCUUUACAACAAAAUACAAGUCAUCCGACGAAUACGAGUCCCUACUCGUCAGGGCUUCGAAACUACGCGGCUCGACCGCAAAAGUUUUCCAGCGACGAGACUCAUGGGAGACCUCUUUGGCGCAAUCUCCGAGUCUUGAGACCUAUUCACAAUACAUCACGGCUGAGCGGCGUGCGAAGACCCCGCAUUACCACAUUUUGAGUGGAAUCUACGAAAGAGCGCUUGCACAAGCAGCCAAGGACAGACUUUCUGAUCCUCCCGUAGCCGGUCUUGAAGAUGUUCUGCAGACUUUGUGGACUGGGUAUCUGGACACUGCUCGUAUCUUGAGGGCUGGUGUUGAAGUUGAACUGGAGAUCUUACAGCGAGCUGUGCGGAGCGUCCCUGGGUCCGGGAAUGUGUGGGCUCGAUACAUCCGUAGUCUUGAAAGAGCUGGGGAGGAGUUGUCGCAGACUGUGUCUGACGUCUUCGACAAGGCCCUUGCCACGAAUCUUCUGCAAUCUGACGUGGAGCAACUAGUCCCCCUACUACUCGCGCGAGCAGGUUACGACAGAAGGCAGUUUGAGGCUAGUAAUGGAGAUGAGGAACGAUUUGUCACGUUGAUAGCGGGGCUCGAGACUGGAAUUGGUCUCGUUCAUGGUGCUGGUCCGACAGGUGACCCUCGGUAUCGGGUGGAGAAGUUUCUGUCGUCUUUGUACAGCAGCAGCAGCAUGGAGGACAGCGCCAUUCAGGUCUGGGAGGCAGCGACCAAGAAGUACAAAAGCAGCUACAAUGCAUGGAUCCUGUAUACCGACACAUUGAUCAAGCACAAUCGGUUCGAUGAAGCGCGAAAGGCAUUCAUCGACGUUCAUUCUAAGAAUCUCGACUGGCCAGAGGCUGUGUGGGAAGCCUGGUUGUCGUUCGAGCAUCUGCAUGGUACUGUUGAACAGAUCGAUGAAUGCGGAGACAAGAUCGAAAAGGCCCAGAUCUUCGUCAACACCAAACGAGCCAAGGCUGCAGAGAAGCAGGCUGCCGAGUAUGCUGCUACAGUGGUAGAGCAACAGCAGACCGUCUCAACCCAGGAGACACGAUCUUCUGAACCCAUGGAUGUUGAUUCUGGUCCUCGCGGAGUUAAGCGAGCUGCAGAGGAUGCAACGAGUGAAGAUGGUCAUAAAAAAGCGAAGCUAGAACCAAAGCCAGCGAAUCUCAAGAGGGAUCGUGAGAAUUCGACUGUAUUUGUGGCUGAGCUUCCGAUUGGGGUUACAGAACAAGAUUUGGAGGCUCUGUUCAAGGAUUGCGGAAAACUGCGUGAGAUCAAAAUUACUGAACUAGCCCAUUCUCCGGUGGCUACUGUCGAAUUCUUCGAGCGAGACAGUGUUCCUGCUGCGCUGACGAAAGAUAAGAAGCGAUUACACGGACAAGAGGUCGCCGUUCACAUGGCUUGGAGCUCGACUCUUUAUGUCACCAACUUUGCUGAGAGUGCGGACGAUGCUUCUAUCCGUGAUCUCUUCGGAAAGGCGAGGCCCUUUUCCAAAAGAAGAAAGGGACUUAAUUUGACGCUUGAUCCAUCCAGUAUGGCACACUCUUCGAUGUUCGUUGGCCAAGCAAAAAGUUCAAAAACACCCGGCGAUUCUGUUAUGUGCAGUUCACGACGCCGUCAUCGGCGCAAGCUGCUCUCGAGUUGCAUGGGCGAGAGUUGCACCCCGGGUUUACACUCAAUGUGUUGAUUUCCAAUCCGGAGCGGAAGAAGGACCGUACAGACCAGGAUGCGAACGAGCGAGAGCUGUAUAUCGCCGGUCUGAGUAAAUUCACGACCAAGGAAGAUCUGCAAAAGGUCUUCCAAACAUAUGGCACGGUCAAAGACGUGCGAAUGGCCACUGACCCGAACGGUCACUCGAAAGGAUACGCCUUCGUCGAAUUUGAAGACACGGCAACUGCACAGGCGGCCUUGGACGCCAACAAUCAUGAGCUCAAGAAGCGACGUAUCGCAGUGACGUUGGCCGAUUCUCGUGUCCGUUCCAAGAACAAGCCCGAGCCAGAUAGCGGACUGGGCAAGAAGGCCGAUACUCGUAACCGCUCGAUCCGGGUCCGAAAUCUGCCGCCCGGCACCGAGGACGGUCUUUUGCAGCAAGCGCUCGAGAAGAUCACAGCUGUGAAACGAGUGGAGGUGUUUGUCGAUCUGAAUGAAGCUGUGGUCGAGUUGAACAGCUCAGCGGACGUUGGUAAAUUGCUGCUUCGUACUGAGCCGGUGGUCUUCAACGGCAACGAACUCAAGCUUACUGAAGAAGGUUCCGAUGCUGCGGCGCUGAAAAGCGAGGGUGUGUUUGUCCCGAGGGCAGCAAAGCCGCGGGCUGGGCUGGGACAUCGCAAAGCCAACCCCCGAUCAUCAGCCGCAGUACCGGUCGCUGCCACCGGUGCAUCAGCAGGUCCCUCGGAACCGCGUCCUACCGGGGGUAAAGGCCAAGAUGACUUCAGGAAGAUGUUGGGAUGAAGAUGCUAUCAGUACAGUGACUACAGUCUAUAACAACAAUGUCCAGAUACUAGCGCCCUGUCAAUCAUCAUCUAUCGGCCAUUACCCUGCAAUAGCCGCACGCCCUCGCCGUCCGCUACGGAUAUCAGCUGGGCCCGAUUCGUCUUGGCGAGUGACGAGAUCGCCUUGCGGAGCAUGCUGAUGGGCAGAUCUGAGAGCGGCGAGGGGACCGGCGGAUCGACGAUCUCGUAGAACGUCAGUAUUGAGUUCAGCUGCCCCGUCGAGAUGGCCUGCGGAUCCUUAGCACAGAGCCGAGAAAGAAGCAGCGAGGGGACUGACCCAGGCGUGCAGGGCCUCGCCCCAUUCUUCAGGCAGCUUCCAGUGCAGCAGGACCGAGCGCGUCUGGCCGGCCGGGUCGUACGAGGCCUCGUUCUUGGACACCAUGGACGCGAGGAUCGCAGACAGGUAGUGCGGGAGCAGUCUCCCUGUGGCGUGAGGCGUCGGUUCAGCAGCGCGCACGAGGGGGGCCGGGGGGCCUGGGACGCACGAUUGAUCCGCUCGUUCCUCAGCACCUCGCUCCACUCGCUAUCCGCUGCAUCGGCAUCCUCGACGCGGAGGGCGAACAGCCGCCGGUGUUUGGCGUACGUGAGAAUGAGCCGAGUCCAGUUCUCGGUCGCGGUCGCGUUGGAACCUGGGUGGGGCUGUUGUCUAAUCGAGGAGAGGGGGAUCAGAAUGAUUCAGCAGUCCGUGGGUUCGUUGCACGGACGUGAAGAAGGCAGGUUGCGAGUGGAUCGAAGGGAGGAGGUAGCCUGUAUCAGAUGAAAUUUAUAUAUGAUUUUGUGGUAGCACUAGAGUCUGC